AUGGAAGAGAUAGCCCCCGCUUCACACCCAGCCGUUCUAACAGCACUAGUCGCCGCGGCCGAAUUCGUCACGAAUUCUCCAUCAACACGUUUGUCUGAGUCAUUGUACGAUUCGGACAAUGGUUGUACAUCCAAGGUCUGGUACAAUCGCUACGAAGACGUCAUUUCAAAGGACGGUGCUACCUUGGACGAUGCAGUGAAAGCUCGACUAAUCGUACAAACUCGUCGCCGUCAAAUAUGCCCGUUUCACGAACAACUUUCUUCCUAA
Molecule: messenger RNA, 267 nt
Organism: Necator americanus (New World hookworm)
Lineage: Eukaryota; Metazoa; Nematoda; Chromadorea; Rhabditida; Ancylostomatidae
Exons: 1
Coding region: 1-267 (88 amino acids)
Source: RefSeq, a predicted model, not a curated record